AUGAUAUCCGAUGGGUUUGGCACAUCGUCAGAGACACUCGCACGCGACUUUAUUCGGUCUGAAAACGGCAUUGAAAACAGCUGGGUCAGCGUUCUUGACGGGUUGCUGGUCGGCUCCACACGCACAAGCUCCAACAGCUCGUUUGUAACCGACUCUGCUGCUGCUGCGACGGCAUUCUCAUGUGGGGUCAAGAGUUUUAACGGCGCUGUUGGCAUAACUACAGACAGCAAGCCAUGCGGAACUGUGCUCGAGGCCGCAAAGGCGAAGGGCUACAAGACUGGUUUGAUCACAACGGCCCGUAUCACCCACGCGACACCUGCCGCUUUUGCUGCACAUGUUGUCAAUCGCAACAUGGAGGAGCUGGUUGCGUUGCAAGAGAUCGGUAACAACACAAUCCAGAACAAGGUCGACCUGUUGUUCGGUGGCGGCAAGUGCCUGUUCCUGCCCAGCACCGAUGCCGGGAGUUGCCGCACGGAUGAUAUAGAUGUGUGGGGCAUAGCCAGAAGCAAUGGAUACACACAGAUAUCCAGCAAAGCUGAAUUUGACUCGCUCAAUGUCAACACCACCAAGCUACCACUGAUGGGUCUGUUCGCCAGCGAGCACAUGUCGUAUGAAAUUGACCGCAGUGCAGACCAAGAGCCCUCGUUGUCCGAAAUGGUUUACAAAGGGCUCAAUGUGCUAAACAGCAACAGCCAGAAUGGCCCUGGGUUCUUUGUCAUGAUCGAAGGCGCGCGUAUCGACAUGGCUGCCCACGACAACGACCCUGCUACUCACCUGCACGAGAUCGUUGCUUACUGGGAGACUGUCACCGCAGUGCACAAAUUCAUCGAUAUGCAUCCCGACACCGCCAUGGUGGCCACCUCGGACCAUGAGACCGGCGGGCUGACACUAGGAAUAGACCCGGACUAUGCGUGGUAUCCACGGGCUCUUGCCCCCGUAAAGCGGUCAGCAGCAUCGAUAUGUUCCGAUAUGAAGCAUGUUCCGGUACAGAACCGCGUGGAAUUUGUCUCUGGUAUCGUGUUUCCCUACCUCAUGGGCAUCAACGAUGCUUCUCAGGAAGAGAUACUGAGUAUCGUCAGGGCAUCAAGUAUGGAUUCGCAAAUAUGCCGUCGGUUCAUUGGCCAGGCCGUAUCUGCCCGCGCACACAUUGGCUGGACCACUGGAGGGCACACUGGAGGCGAUGUUGGACUUUACGCAUAUGGAGCUGGCACGAGCGAUUUGCGCGGCAGCUAUGAGAACGUGCAAAUCAGCGACUACAUGUCAAAGUACCUGGGGGUUGAUAUGGGCCCUGUAUCAAAGUUGCUGGCCAAUGAAGUCGUCAGGCAGCCUAAUUUCCCGUAUCAUCAGCGUGUAGAUGAUCUCUGA
This is a messenger RNA of Linderina pennispora, 1365 nucleotides long. RefSeq names its product alkaline phosphatase-like protein. Gene Ontology annotation, biological process: dephosphorylation. Gene Ontology annotation, cellular component: fungal-type vacuole membrane. The coding region runs from base 1 to 1365 and encodes 454 amino acids. Gene Ontology annotation, molecular function: alkaline phosphatase activity. NCBI's taxonomy places the organism in Eukaryota, Fungi, Kickxellomycota, Kickxellomycetes, Kickxellales, Kickxellaceae. The transcript has a single exon. The record is from RefSeq and is a predicted model, not a curated record.